Messenger RNA from Vitis vinifera (wine grape), 888 nucleotides. Its product is annotated as protein Iojap-related, mitochondrial. The coding region runs from base 43 to 678 and encodes 211 amino acids. The transcript has 4 exons. Gene Ontology annotation, molecular function: ribosomal large subunit binding. The record is from RefSeq and is a predicted model, not a curated record. Gene Ontology annotation, biological process: negative regulation of ribosome biogenesis; negative regulation of translation. NCBI's taxonomy places the organism in Eukaryota, Viridiplantae, Streptophyta, Magnoliopsida, Vitales, Vitaceae.
GUUCUAUUUCAAGGUGAGCAGACCUCCAACGCCGUCGUUCAAAUGAGACGACGUCGUUUUAGAACCAAGGAAUUUUUAUACCAAAAUCAGUUCGGCUGUCAUCGAGCGUGCAAUCAGAUGUUGGCGGCUCUAAGAUCCCGCGCCCUACUCCAUCACUCGUCUUCUUCUUCCUUCUCGAAUCUUCAACAAUGGAAGCUAGGGUUUCUAGGGUUGAAACGCACCUGGUCAUCCUCCUAUAUUGAGAGCAACAAGGCAACAGAGUUGCUGAACUUGCAAGAGAUAGAGCAGAUUCUGAGCGAUGUUAAAGCCGACGACAUCAGAGUGAUUCCGGUUCGCCAGCACUGUGAUUUCAUGGUUAUCGCCACUGGUAGAUCCUCCUGGCACGUCAAAAACAUCGCUCAAGCCCUUAUUUACAAGGCUAAGCAAAAACAGAAGGGAGCUCAGCGGAUUUUGCUGCCCAGUGUAGAAGGGCAAGAGGGAGGGAAGUGGGUUAUCAUUGACUCUGGCACGGUAAUAGUUCACGCUCUUGAUGAGAAGGCUAGAGCGUAUUACAAUUUAGAAAGUCUUUGGACCACAGAAACAUCUCCAAAUGAACCAAGUAGUCAGGAAUUGAAAAAUGCUUUUGUGAAGAUCCGCCGCAAGAAUAACUCCAAAAAAUCAGUGCAGACUAGUUCUUAACCUUGUCUUCCAACUGGGUCCUCCUAUUUUACUUUCCAACCAUGGAACUUCUAGUUUUGACCUCAUAAAUCUCCAUGCUUGGUCUAAAUGUAAGUUGUGGAUUAUUAUUUAAAACCAUUCUCUCUGCAGUUGGUUCAGUUUUGCUUGUACAUACUUUUUAUGUCUUUUGGGAUACUAUAUUGUUCUGAUUAGAACCCGUCUUUAUUUCUA